This is a messenger RNA of Plasmodium inui San Antonio 1, 2175 nucleotides long. RefSeq lists its product as hypothetical. Bases 1 to 2175 code for a protein of 724 amino acids. The record is from RefSeq and is a predicted model, not a curated record. NCBI's taxonomy places the organism in Eukaryota, Apicomplexa, Aconoidasida, Haemosporida, Plasmodiidae. The transcript has a single exon.
AUGAUAAUCAAAACGUUGAAAGAGACAAAGCAGCUUCUUCGCCCCAAGUCGCUAUGCAUAGACAUCAUUCUGCAUCCUCCCUCGAAGAAGCAUUACAGUACCAACUUCCGCUCCCCCGUGUGGCGCUGUUUAAGAGGCCCCCGUAGCAGCGACAGAGGUAGGCCCAUCCACACGCGUACUGAACUGAAUUCACAAAAUGGAUCCCUACCGAACGUAUUCGAAGAAGAAUUGAGUAAUGUGUUUAAUGAGUACCCCCUAUCAUCGACUCAAAGGAACAGACAGAUUGGCGAUGAGGAAAUAAUUAUAACGGAUGAGGAGAGAGACGAACUGAAGAGAAUCGGAAAUGUCGUGAAGAUAGAUCAGUCCUCCUACGGGGUGGUGCUCCAAAUUAAUAAGCACAGCGUAGUGCUGGGUAGGGUCAAGAAUGUCACCUUGGAGGGGGGCAAAGCGAAGGUAGAGGAAUAUACCACCAAACUUGUAUCCGAACAGAAGGCCCAAACAAAUGUGUAUACCCCUUUCGAGUACCUUAAUUACCUCCUAGCCAAGGAACCAACCAAUCAGAUAAUAAACCUAUUUAGGGAUAGGGUGAAAGAGACCUACCAUGGGAGGGUAGCCAUAAAGCAGCUGCACACCAAUUUACUACUCAUUGACCUUUUUAACAAGAUAAAUUACGGACAGAAGAUCUGCAUCUCUGGAGAAAAGGACACAGGAAGGGGAGAAGUUAUCCAGUCCAUCCUGUAUGAAAAUUUGCUAACCAACUUGAUUCACAAGAAUGAGAAUUUUUUUAUCAUUUGUUCGAAUGGCGCCAAGUCGGAGACGCUGGGUCUGUUCCACGACCUGCACAAAUGGUUAACCCUCGCGUGCGCGGGGGGAGCGAAAAGCCAUUUGGUGGGCGGUUUGUCCAGUGGUCUGUCGGAUGAGCUUGGGGGCGGCUUAUCGGGUGAACCUGCUGACCAUUUUCCAGACCCCCUUCCGCCCCCCCACGAGCUGUACUCCAAGAACUACUCCCUCGACGGGGUCAAGCUGCCGAACGACGUGUUGCUGAUAUGUACGCCCCCCCAAGGGGGGUCCAAGGUGGCGACCUACAUCUCGCCACUCCUCCCCCUCUACAAUUUGGAGGAGUACAAAAGGAAGUACAAAAAUGUUGUGCUCAUAUUUUACGACGUGACGACGUAUAGUGAAAUUUGUUCUGAGCUGCAAAAGGAGAUGGCAUUCUUUGUGAGGAAUUACGCGAAGCAAAUAGAGGAGGCCCUCGGGGGAAGAUCCUCUACAAGUGUACCUCUAAUCCCGGCAGCUCUUCCACUGUCUGUGCAGACCAUCCUUUCGAAAUACAUGGCAGUGACGAAGUUUCCCCACUGUGUGGAAGAAGCAACGGGGGAGGAGGACCCCUCAGGCGCAGAGUCCAUACAAAGUGAGUACACUAAUAAUGCGUGUGAGGAGAGCCCUGCCAGGAAGAGCCACAGUGGUAGGCCAAAAUACGUUCCGAAUUGCAAAUACGGCGAUGCGAUUCUACAGAUGGAGGAUAAAAUAGGAAGAAAUGAAAGCCGCACAAGUGGCAGCGUCACAACCUUUUGCUUCAUCACGAAAAGUGAGCAAAGUAACCCAGACAUUAACUACACACUAUCGUUAAGCGAAAACAACCUGCACUUGUUGAGAAACCAUUUCGAUAUCCAUCCAUACUUCGACCUUCAGCAAGCAAUUAAAAAGGUCACCAUGGAUGAAAAUAAAAUUUGGGAAAUCAUUAAAGACGAAAUAAGGGAAAUAUACGAACGAAGAAAUGAACUUACAGCCUUAAAUGAAAAUAAAAAAAAAUACAAAAUUUUUAUUGACCACUGGGAAGAAGAAGAUCUCAUUCAUUACAAUAAUAUUCACUUCAUUUUGACUUGUGCAAAUUAUUAUAUGUCCUCUUUUUGCUCAUUUCAGAUUGUUGUUUUUUUUCAAAUAUUGAUACGAUAUAAUUUUACCAACACGACAAUAUCAAGGAAGAGUGUGCAUUCUUUUUUUUUGCAAUUUUUGCAUUUUUAUUUGUCCAAUGAGAAGUACUUUUCCCUCCUGCGCGAUGCGUAUUAUCAGCAGCUCCCUUCCUUUUGUCACGUGGAGAAUGCCCGCGUUUUUAUGCGCAAGAUGGAUGUCGUUUUGCGCUGCCUGCGCCCUCCCUUCCGCUACGUUGCGUAG